AUGGCGACGAGGAUAAAAGCGCCCUUCGCGGGCCCGCUGGCCAAGCAGAACCGCCUGCGCGUCGCGCGCGCGCUACUCGCCUUCGCGCCCGAUCUCCAGGAAGAUGCGCGAGUAGAAGUAUUGGAAUUCAUCGCCGGGCAAGUCUCAUCAGGAGCUCUGCCCACCGAUCCAGAACUGAUGAAAAGUGUUUUAGAACUCGCGGCAACCACGAGCAGUGAGCGAAGUGAUCGCGCUUGGCUCGCCUUGAUAAUGCGCUCCAAGCCCAAAAUGGACCGCCUUCUGGCCCAAAGGGACUCGUCCGCAGCUAGACCGAGAGUCCGCUGGCGGGUCGAAGCGCUACUGGAGAGACACAACGACGCUAUAAGGCACUUCUUCACAAUCCAAAACCCUUCUGAGACUGAUGUGGACGAGUUUUUCGAGUACCUAAGAACCAGGUUAGAAGCAGACGAUUCUCUAUCCCUCGAGAGCCACCUCGCGGCAUUGAUUCGCCUCAAGCCGCGCGCGGCGGCUGCAUUAAUGCCGGACAGUCUACUGGACUCCGUGGCGGACAAGCUGGAGCCUGCUUGCGACCGGACGCUGGAGUUCGGAGAGUGUUUAUUGGAGACUGGCCGGUUAAAGGGCGAUGCCGCCGCUACUCAUUUAAAAGCAUUGUGCGCUAUCCGGCCGGAUGACGUGAGCGAUUUCCUCCAACGGAACCCGGGCGUCGUGCGGCCCGAAGACGCUCUCAGCAUCGUGCGAGCGGCUAAACUGGGCGCGGCCGAGGCGUUGUGCUUAGAGGCCGCCGGAGACCCCGCCGCCGCGCUCGAGGCCAUGCUGCGAGGCCUCGCCAGCGCCGACCCGGACGCUGCGGCGCGGUGCGUGUCGGCGGCGGCGGCGCUGUGCGCGCGCGCGGGCGGGGCGGCGCCGCGGGCGCAGGCCGCCGCCAUGUGGGCGCGCCUGCUGCGCGCCGCGCCGCGCGCCGAGCCCGCGCUGCUGCUUGAGGCGGCGGCGUACGUGCCGGUAGAGACUUUGCUGGCGCGCGCCGAGUCGACGCGCGGCGCGCUGGCGCUGGUGGCGUGCGCGGAGUCGUGGCGGCGCGCGUGGCGCUGCGCGGGCGCCGUGGCGGCGAAGGUACACGACUCGAUACGAUUCAAAUAUCGAACACCUAAGCCUAAGCAUAGAUUAAUAAAGCGACGCGCACUCGGCGCUCGCCCGCGCGCUGGCCGCCGCGCGCCGCCCGCUGCCCGUGCGCGGCCGCUGCCAGGCCUGCGCGCGCCCGCUGGCCACCGGCGAGGCGGUGCGCACGACGCACUGCGGACGCGCGUGCCACGUGUCGUGCGGCGCGGAGGCGGCGUGCGCGCUGUGCGGGCGGCGCGUGCCCGAGGGCGCCGCGCCCGCGCCCGCGCCGCCCGCCCGCCGCGACCUGCCGCCGCUCGACCACGCGCUCUCGCUCGUCGCGCCGCCGCGCCCCGACCUGGAAGGGAUCGUGUGAAUACUCACCUACUACAAGUAAUAGGAAACAUCCCUACUCUCUACGCAGCAGAUAACGGGCGAGCCGUGGACGUGGGUGAUAUCGUAGCGAGAAGCUAUGUUAGCGUAGCCGAGAAGUUAAUGAUGAAAAUAAAAUUACAUUCCGUCUGUGUAAAACUCAGCACUGAUUUAAAAUUCUAUUUAUUAGCUCGAAGAGAACGAAACGUAACAAGAAAUGUGAUGUAUCUCACCUGUCUACCGUAGCCAUUCUGUUUCAUCGCCAUUUCAUAAACAGCAAAAUGUUAAUUGUUAUCUGGCCUAUCU
Ostrinia furnacalis (Asian corn borer) is the source of this 1773-nucleotide messenger RNA. RefSeq lists its product as uncharacterized. The record is from RefSeq and is a predicted model, not a curated record. NCBI's taxonomy places the organism in Eukaryota, Metazoa, Arthropoda, Insecta, Lepidoptera, Crambidae. Bases 1 to 1713 code for a protein of 570 amino acids. Gene Ontology annotation, cellular component: HOPS complex; late endosome. Gene Ontology annotation, biological process: endosomal vesicle fusion; protein targeting to vacuole. The transcript is spliced from 11 exons.